Messenger RNA from Raphanus sativus (radish), 1658 nucleotides. Its product is annotated as pentatricopeptide repeat-containing protein At3g06430, chloroplastic. The record is from RefSeq and is a predicted model, not a curated record. The transcript is spliced from 2 exons. NCBI's taxonomy places the organism in Eukaryota, Viridiplantae, Streptophyta, Magnoliopsida, Brassicales, Brassicaceae. Gene Ontology annotation, molecular function: protein binding; mRNA binding. The coding region runs from base 47 to 1510 and encodes 487 amino acids.
GAAACAGAGUGAGAGAGAGAGAGAGGAGUGAGAGGGGAAGAAGACGAUGGCGUCAAUGUCUCUCACGUUUUCUUCUUCGCUAUGUUCAUCUCGAAUCCCCGGAGAAAAACGCAGAUUCCACCAGAGAGAAACAACCCUCGUGCGAUGCGUUCUCGCCGCUUCUAAAUCAUCUCCUGGAGGCGCCGCCACGAAGAAGAGGCUCUGGAAGGAAGGAGAGUUUCCCGGAAUCACGGAGCCUGCUAACACUAGAAGAGCCCCGAUGAAGAACGUGAAGAAGAAGCUCGACAGGAGGAGCAAAGCCAACGGGUGGGUUAACACCGUAACCGAGACCUUAUCCGAUCUCAUCGCCAAAAAGCAGUGGCUAAAAGCUCUCGAGGUGUUUGAGAUGUUGAGGGAGCAGCCCUUUUAUCAACCAAAGGAAGGGACUUACAUGAAGCUUCUCGUUCUUUUGGGGAAAUCUGGACAGCCUAAUCGUGCACAGAAGGUGUUCGACGAAAUGCUUGAAGAAGGACUUGAACCAACUGCUGAGCUCUACACUGCUCUACUCGGUGCUUAUUGUAGGAGUAAUCUUAUAGACGAGGCUUUCUCAGUUCUUGAACGGAUGAAAAGCUUGCCUCAGUGUCAACCUGAUGUUUACACUUACAGCACUCUGCUCAAAGUCUGUGUGGACGCGUCUCUGUUCGACUUGGUUGAGUCUUUGUAUAGAGAGAUGGACGAGCGUUUGAUCACUCCGAAUACUGUGACUCAGAACAUAGUUUUGAGCGGGUACGGGAGGGUUGGAAGGUUUGAUCAGAUGGAGAAAGUUCUGUCUGAUAUGCUGGUGAGUACUGAGUGUAAGCCCGAUGUGUGGACGAUGAACAUCAUCCUUAGCGUGUUUGGGAACAUGGGUAAGAUUGACAUGAUGGAGAGCUGGUACGAGAAGUUCAGGAACUUCGGGAUCGAGCCGGAGACUCGGAGUUUCAAUAUCUUGAUCGGUGCUUAUGGGAAGAAGAGGAUGUAUGAUAAGAUGUCAUCCGUGAUGGAGUACAUGAGAAAGCUGGAGUUUCCGUGGACGACGUCGACUUACAACAACAUCAUCGAGGCCUUUGCGGAUGUCGGUGAUGCGAAGAACAUGGAGUAUACGUUUGAUCAGAUGCGUAGCGAAGGUAUGAAAGCAGACACGAAGACGUUUUGCUGCCUCAUUAACGGAUAUGCCAACGCUGGUCUUUUCCAUAAGGUGAUAAGUAGUGUCCAGUUAGCUGCGAAGUUUGAGAUACCGGAGAACACUUCUUUUUACAAUGCGGUUAUAUCGGCUUGCGCCAAAGCGGAUGAUCUGAUAGAGAUGGAGAGAGUGUACACGAGGAUGAAGGAGAGGGAAUGUGUGCGUGAUUCAAGAACGUUUGAGAUCAUGGUGGAGGCUUAUGAGAAGGAAGGUAUGAAUGAUAAGAUCUAUUACUUGGAACAAGAGAGGCAAAAGGUUAUGGAUCAUCAUGCUGCAGCUACGAAAGAGGAGGAGAAUCUCCCUGGAUGAUUGGAGUUCUGUGAAUCUCUGACAAGUAGAGAUAAAUAAAGAGAGUUUGCAAUACACUUGGAUUGUUCUUGCAGCUAUGUGUAUAAAGCUUUUCUUGUUUUUGUAAUGUUUGAAUUUUUUUUUUUUUGAUCAAAGGAAUCAUUCUCUU